This is a messenger RNA of Echinococcus granulosus, 1560 nucleotides long. Its product is annotated as Abl interactor. Lineage: Eukaryota; Metazoa; Platyhelminthes; Cestoda; Cyclophyllidea; Taeniidae. Bases 1 to 1560 code for a protein of 519 amino acids. Gene Ontology annotation, molecular function: protein binding. The record is from RefSeq and is a predicted model, not a curated record. The transcript is spliced from 7 exons.
AUGACAGUUACGGAAAGUGAUCUGGCUGAGAGUCGGAACGCCCUUAGCCGUACAGGCCGUGAAAUUCAGCAGGCAGCUAAGUACUGCAGUGGAAAUUAUAUCACGGCCGCCUCAAAUGGUCAGCGACGGGCAAUUGACGAAACCAUGAACUACGCCACUCAAUCCCUCGGAACCAUGAUUCAUCAUAUCAAUCACCUCGCCAGCGCCUUCCUUGCCCUCCUUGAUGAACGUACUGAAAAAAUGUUGGAGAUUGAAGAAAAGGUCACUCAACUGGCCAUGGAGGUCAAAAUUCGUCGUGAAAAAGUUGCUCGUAAGGCAAUCGGCUCUUGCACCGCCUCAAAAGUUCCUGUUAAAUGCACUCUGACAAAGGUCCGACAGGACCCACCCAUGGAGUAUGUUCGCCGUCCCAUUGACUAUUCAAUUCUUGACCAUAUCGGACAUGGAACGAGAUCUCAGGAACCAGUCACAAGUCCCUACGGAGCACCGGUUGUUCACGCACAAACUCUGACACGCAGAGGAAGCACUGCAACGCACCAAAUGGGUCACCAUGGUAACACAAUAAAUCCAAAAGCCAUGAGUAUAAAAGUGGGCGGAGAGUACGCCGCUACGUCUGUUACUGCGUCAGAUUAUCAGAGUGGAACUGUCGGCCGCACCGCAGGAAUAUAUAGGACAGGGGUGAUGGGACAGUACGGGAAUCCCUAUGGAGGUCAGCAGCAGGUUCUCGUACCGAUGGGUAGGAACCAUCCAUCCACCACCGCAGGUGGUGGUAGUAGUGGAUACACCUCGAACUCCACAGGAUCUCUGGGUGGACCGUCUCGUCGUUCGAGCAGCUCUUCAGGGAACCAGCCGCGCACAACCGGUGGCUACGCGCCCGCAGGGAUGCAUAUGGCUCAACCCCAACACCAAGGCGUUCCUCUGUCAACGGGAUAUGCGACUAAGCAGCAGGUGUUCACUGACCAGGGUUCGCCGUCUCAUGAGCAGAUGGUGCCACCGCAUCAGGCGAUGUUUGCUCGCCAGCACUCCGAGCCUGGCAACGUGCCAGCGAGCUCCGUACAACACCACCUUCCAGCCCAGUACCAACAAUCCCCCCAGGCGCCUCUGAAUCGACCUACGGAUGUGAAGAAUGUUGGGCCGAACGACCUUCCACCGCCACCGACCGAGAUUCCAGCGAGCUCAAGACCGCAGAUGUCACUUCAAUUAGACGGCGCUGGCUGCGCGAAGUCGCGCUCUCAGGGUCACACACAGCAGCAGCAACAGCAGUACAGUCAGCCGUCCACUGGUGGUGGCAUCGGUGGAGUGGAUCUGAGCCGUCUGCAACCCGGUCCAAUGGACCAGUUGAGACCGCGUCAACACAAUGAUCCGCCAUGGGCCCCUCAUCAUUACAUCCAGAAAGUAAUCACCGUAUACGAAUACACAGCAGACAAAAGCGACGAGCUAACCUUUGGUGAAAAUGAACUGAUUUAUGUGAUCAAGAAGAAUGACGAUGGGUGGUGGGAGGGGAUUAUGAUGAACGGUCGAACUGGUCUCUUCCCUGGAAACUAUGUCGAAGUUAUCAAUUAA